Molecule: messenger RNA, 11295 nt
Organism: Tyto alba (common barn owl)
Lineage: Eukaryota; Metazoa; Chordata; Aves; Strigiformes; Tytonidae
Gene: FOXK1
Product: forkhead box K1
Exons: 9
Coding region: 47-2026 (659 amino acids)
Biological process (GO): regulation of transcription by RNA polymerase II
Molecular function (GO): RNA polymerase II cis-regulatory region sequence-specific DNA binding; protein binding; DNA-binding transcription factor activity, RNA polymerase II-specific
Source: RefSeq, a predicted model, not a curated record
CUCCGCCCCGGAGGCCGGCACGCUGGCUCGCUCCCUGCCUGGGAACAUGGCCGAAGUCGGGGAGGACAGCAGCGGGGCGCGGGCUCUGCUGGCGCUGCGCUCGGCGCCCUGCAGCCCCGCCGCGGCGCCCCCUCCCGGGCCGCCGCCCCCGGCCGCGCCGCCCGCCGCCGCCUCCGCCGGCCCGGUGCUGGCGCGGCUGCAGGGCCGUGAGUUCGAGUUCCUCAUGCGGCAGCCGGCCGUCACCAUAGGCCGCAACUCCUCGCAGGGCUCGGUGGACGUCAACAUGGGGCACUCCAGCUUCAUCUCCCGGCGGCACCUGCAGCUCAGCUUCCAGGAGCCGCACUUCUACCUGCGCUGCCUCGGCAAGAACGGCGUCUUCGUGGACGGCGCCUUCCAGCGCCGCGGCGGCCCGGCCCUGCAGCUCCCGCCGCAAUGUACUUUCCGAUUCCCUAGCACGGUUAUAAAGAUCCAGUUUACAUCUUUAUACCAUAAAGAAGAAGCAAAAGAGGAAGCCUCAUCGCCUCCCCUUCGGCCACUUUACCCUCAAAUAUCUCCUCUGAAGAUCCACAUCCCGGAGCCGGAUCUCCGGAGCGUGGUCAGUCCCCUCCCAUCCCCCACUGGCACUAUCAGUGUUCCCAAUUCUUGCCCGGCCAGUCCACGUGGUGCUGGAUCCUCAGGAUAUCGUUUUGUUCACAACAUUACCUCGGAUCUGCAGCUGGCAGCAGAGUAUGCUGCAAAAGCAGCGUCAGAACAGCAGGCAGAUGCAUCUGGCGGGGACAGCCCAAAGGAUGAGUCAAAGCCACCCUAUUCUUAUGCUCAGCUAAUUGUGCAGGCUAUAUCUUCAGCACAGGACAGGCAAUUAACACUAAGUGGGAUCUAUGCCCACAUUACCAAGCAUUAUCCAUAUUACAGGACUGCUGACAAAGGCUGGCAGAAUUCCAUUCGGCACAACCUCUCCUUGAACCGUUACUUUAUUAAAGUCCCACGCUCCCAGGAGGAGCCUGGAAAAGGUUCCUUUUGGCGAAUUGACCCUCCCUCUGAAGCCAAACUAGUAGAGCAAGCAUUUAGAAAACGAAGGCAAAGAGGAGUGUCCUGCUUCCGAACACCUUUUGGGCCUCUCUCCUCCAGGAGUGCUCCUGCCUCCCCUACUCACCCUGGCCUGCUGUCGCCUCACUCUAGUGGCCUACAGACUCCAGAGUGCCUGUCACGGGAGGGCUCACCCAUUCCACACGAUCACGACUUUGGGUCAAAGUUAGCCUCAGUUCCAGAAUAUCGGUAUUCACAGAGUGCACCUGGAUCUCCCGUCAGUGCCCAGCCAGUGAUUAUGGCUGUUCCUCCCCGACCAUCUACUCUGGUGGCAAAACCAGUCGCGUACAUGCCAGCAUCUAUAGUGACUUCACAACAGCCUUCGUGUCAUGCAAUUCACGUAGUUCAACAGGCUCCCACUGUUACAAUGGUCCGAGUUGUGACCUCCUCUGCAAACUCUGCAAACGGAUACAUCCUCACAAAUCAGGGCACAGCAGGAGGAGCUCACGAAGCUGCAGGAGCAGUGUUGGACUUAGCUGGUGACCACCGAGUAGGCAUGGAUGAAAAGCCAACUAUCGCAUUUGCCACAAUACCUACAGCCAGCCGUGUUAUUCAGACAGUCGCCAGUCAAAUGGCACAGGGUGUUCCAGGACAGACAGUCACGAUCCUUCAGCAGGCAGCUCCAGUGACCAUCGGACAGCACCAGCUCCCCGUGCGGGCAGUCACUCAGAACGGGAAACAUGCCGUCCCCACCAACAGCAUCACCGGCAGCGCUUAUGCUCUUACAAAUCCACUGCAGCUUCUUGCAGCCCAGGCCAGCUCAUCCACUCCUGUUGUAGUCAGCCGGGUAUGUGAGACAGGGACCGAAGAGACAACAGCAGCCUCUUCCAGUGAACCUGAAGUCAAAAGACCCCGGAUAGAAGAGUCCAGCGGAGCAGUCCCAGCCCAAACAGGAGUCAUCACAUCUACAGUGCCACAAGGACAGGCAACCAGUGAAUGAAGAACCGGUGGGAGGAGCUGGAGUGAUACAGGGUGGGCGUGGGAUGGCAGGAGCCCUAAAGCAGCUUUCAAAGAAAACAAACCACAACUGUAACAGCUCAAAACAUAGCAGAUAAAGAGCUCUUUUUAAAGUCAAAUUUUUAAAUGGGAGGACAACAGUUGUUAGAAUCACAAGGUGCCAAAAAGAAUGGAAAACCCCUCCCAAGAACCCAUAUCUGGAACUCUGUUCUGUCUUUACCUAUGGGAUGUUUUUUCCUUUUUUUUUUUUUUUUUUUUUUUUUAAGAUUCAAAAAAAUACAGACAACUGAUUGUAUGACUGCUGGGAUAUUUUUUAACUGUCUUUUCCCCUUUUGGCUCCAAGGGAAUGGGAUUUGCAGUUCAGCAUCUAAAGGAAUGUAACACAAUUACAGUCUGCUCCCUGGAAAGAAAACUCCUCAUUUUCUAUGCCUUAAUACUGUGCUUCUCAGAGCUUUGAACCAUAGGACCAUUUUUAAAAGGCCACCUAAGGCAAUCAAAUGCUGAAAGAUGGGUGCAGUAUCUCACAACAACAUUAAAGUAACAUGGUACCAAGCUUAAAGAAAAAGGCAAAUGAUUUUGUUUUUUAAAACAGAAAAAUUCUGAAUAUGAACGAAUGUUUAUUUAUGUGGGGAUUCAGGAAGAAGAGUUAUAGGGCUCAGCCACCUGGAUUUUCAGAUGCAAUUUCUCUCCAUUCCCUCUGAGGGAGAAUAAGAUGACAGAGGAACUGUAUUAAUUUGGUUCCUGUAAAGAUAUUAAAAAGAAAGGGUUUUGUACCUUCAAUGAUUUCUUACAAUUAUUCAUCACUUGCUCUGGACAACAGCCAAAGUAUCUUGAUGACUGAGGAUCACAUUGGGAAGGGUGUCUCCAAAAGAUUCUGUGUGCAUUUGAUUGAUCACAUCCUGUGCUGAAGCACCAGGUUUUGUUCAAAAUGGCACUAUAGGUAAAGACAUUGCCACUGUCUCUGUGAACUUGCAAAAAUAUUGGUUGGUCUUCUGCACUAAAGCAGUCUGCCUUCACCUCCUGUUGGUAGUGUGGUCCUCAGCUCAAUGGACAAUGGCCAGGGCUGGAUAGGAGUCUGUCACUGACCCUUUGCCCUGGCUAACAGCAAAGCUCCAGUGAUACUCUUCUGAGAGAGAAGUUGGGAGCUGGAGUGAGAGGCAACAGAGUUCAUGCAGUGUUUAAUACCAAUUCUGUAAGUGUAUAGAGACCAAGGCAAAAGAGGCCUUUUAUUUUCCAUGUGGCAAAAGUCACUGGAGGUCUUCAAAGAGGUUUUCCGAAAGGAAUGUUGAGGUUUCCUUUCAUUGCCUGGCUCCCUUUCCCAUCUCUCCUCCUUGAGGACCAUUUGGGUUGGCCAGUAGGAGGAGGCUUUUACUCAAACUGUAUUCCAGGCUCUUCAUGUAGUACAAGUAUGUCUUACAAGUAAAGCAGAUUUGAGUCACUUCAGCCAUGUGGAACAGUGGGUACAUGUGAUGCCUUGUGACUGGAAGAGAAAUCAACCCCUGUGUAGCCUCCAGCUAACCCGUUUGGGUUUAUGCCUGUUUGCAAUCCCUUUGGCUAAUGUGUCUUCUGGCAGCACAGCAGAGAUCUCUUUAAUUUAGAAAAUGUUAUGGCUUUGGUAAUGGCAAAAGAGACUUUAGAGGGAUGGGGUAUACCUUUGGUAGGUUGUCCCCUUAUCUGUAUUGAUUUAUUGUGAGGCUUCUGUCUUGUAGUCUGACAAUGCUAUUGCAGAGCAGAGGGGCAAGCCCCUGCAAAAAGGUUUCCCCAAUGUGCAGUAAGUGAUACUGUCAGUAUGUCAUGGGGAUUAGGGGGUAAGGCACAACUGUUCGAUGUCUGCUGGAAUCUGGGGAGGGAGAGGAAAUCCGCAAGGUAACAGCUGACAUCACUUGUUCCCUUUUAGGUUUCCUUUCACUUUGCCAAAUCCUAUUCAAUAGCCAAGUCCCACUGCUUGAAUAAAACCCAACCAUGUUUUAAUCUCAAGCCAAUUGUUUUGUGAGAAAUAUUCCUGAAAGAAAUAAUUUCUUGGUCUCAUGAUUUGCGGUUACUCUCUGCAGUUGGAGGCACACAAAAUAUUCAGGACUGUUUGUUUAUCUACAGCUAGGCUUUUAUAAUUUAGGUGUGUGCCUUCAGUGACAAGUUAUUAGAUUGGAUGUUAGUACUUUGAAAUGAUUCUGUGAGGGAGGAUUGUUACAAACCACAAAGUAAUUGAAGCAGGCCAGCCUCCAGCUUUCAGUUUUCCUGCUAGGAAGGCUAGAUGUGGCAUAGCAGAGAAGCCCUUGGAUUAGCUCUGUUUUCUGUAGCCUUUUCAAAGGCAGAAUACAAUAAAAUGGGACUUCAAGGAAGAAUGCACAAGUGAGAGUGCAGCAUAGUUUAUCUGUGAUUAAUCAUUACUGCUGGUUUAGGUACAGGCAGGCCUCUGAAACAGCCCUGAAGCUAGGGAGGUUUCCUGAAUCAGAGGAGCCUUUGAGUUUCCAGUAUGUUGCCAAAGUUUUGUGGAUUUUUCAUUACUGCUGCUUUUCUCUUUAAAAGUCUUGAAUAAUUAGGCACUAACCUUCUGUAAACUAGUCCAGCACCAUAGAAAUACAUCAGAUGAAUCAUGGGGUUUUCAUACACCAGCUGCUGCUUUGUAGAUACCUCUUGAAAGUCCAUCCUCAGGUUGCAUGUGUAGAUCUGCUUCCUUGGUAUUUAACACAGAAUAAAGUUUUAUCACUCUUCCUUUUGUGGCUCAGGAUGCCUGAUGGUUAAGAUGUGAGUUAAGGAUAAGCAAAUAUCUUUGAUCUGUUCACCCAUUCUGCUUGAAGUGUCUGGAAUUUGUCAAUUCAUCUUAUCACGGGAUUUUUGCUUUAUCAGUCUGCUGCAUCCCUCUGCUACUGUAGGAAGCAGCCAUGUUGCUUGAAAACUUUUUUGGUAGGUUUACCUAUACGUUACCUAGUAUCAGGUGAUGAUGUAGACAGAACAACAGUUCUUACUAAAUCCUGCUGAGAGCUGUGGAAAAAUGUGAUUCCUCAUCUGGAACAUGUGAGAUGGAGACAUCCUAUUUCAGAUGUCCAGAUUAAUUCCUUCAACACACCAUGCAGUCGGGAAGACAGCACCACUCUUCCACUCUUUUUACGUAUCAGUCCUGAUUCCUGAGGCUUUCAGUUUUGAACACUGCAGAGGAAUGAAAAUUAGUAUGAGAGUAGAAUAAAGUCUUCAACUAGAAAGAAAAUACUACCUUCAUGGUUAUAUACUAGUACUUGGAUUAUUUUAAAUUGAUUAUCUUGUUGUCUAAAAAGUUGUAUCUCAUGUCCUCAAUUAUAUUAACUGAGGGAGGUUUGAGGAGGAGAGGAGUAGGAGGCUUCAGUGCGUCUUCUGCUGUCUGUAUAAUGAAGGUCAAGGCAUGUUGAAUAUUUAACCUGCUAUAACUUAGACCUGGGAGAACUUUAAAACCAAGUUCUUAAUGUGUGAAUUCACUUUUCACCAUUCCCUACUGAUUUUAUUUAUUUUUUUAUCUUAGGCAAUGACAAAGACUAAUUUUACUUUGAUUGUGAUCAGUUUAUAGCAACUUUUGUUGUCUCAGUUUGCAAAAGCUGAAUGCAGUUGUUCUUGAUUUUUAUUCCACUGGAAUUCCUUAGUUAUUAUUUUGUCUUGACCUUGGCCCUUUUAAUACAGGAAGCUUUUUACAGUGAGAUCAGUUUAAUCUGAUUUACUGAUAACACGACACAAUGCUGAGCACAGAAUUGAAGUUCAUGAUUAGCUCAUAUUCUUCUCAAAUCCUUUUUCUUCCCAUAUUCCUCCCUCCCCCAUACCAUUAACGCUGUCCUGUGUAGCAUAGCCAGUCAUUUUUAUCCACUGAUGGGAGCAACUCCUUUCAUUAAGUUCUGCCCAAGGACUCAAGGAUGAAAAUACUUGUGGGAUACGUGAAGCUCCAGAGCAGGUUGAGAAAGGUCAGUUUGGUCACCCUGUAUUUAAUUUUCAUGCUGUGUUUUAGAUAUGUUACUGUUGGGCACAGCUUGUUCAGGAGUGUGUUUUCAGAGACAUGUUAAAGCUUUGUAAGAGGAAAGAAAUAGUUUAAUAACAGCUGAAGCCUUUGCAGUGCUGCUGCAAUCAGUGUCAUGGUCUGGCGUCAGCUUUUGGGGGGUAAACUUGGUUUUGCAUGUUUUAGACAUCUGUCUUGUGUACUGACUUAGAACUGUCUUUCAGAGUUAACUUCCAUAUUUUUUCCCCUUUUUCAGUAGGGAAAUGCCAGCAGUAAAAUCUAACUUGAAGCACAGAAGGUUAGCGACCUAUAUCUAAGCAAGUGAGAGCGUCUGAGAUUUCAUACGGUGUGAUGUGGAAAAGUUUUCACUGACUGCUGGGGAUGUUAAAUUGGUGUUAGAGCUUUUCAUCUGUGUUAACAAGGGGCUUUCCCAGUGAGAUAUUUGAUACCACUCUGACGUGUGCCAGCAUGUAAAUGAAUGUCAAAAUGUGGCGUGAAAGGAGAAACAUUUCCCUGCCAUACCUAGGUUUGGGGAUCUUGGAUGACAAGGAUUUAAUCUAGCAAUAGUUCUCUGCCUUUCCGUAGAGGAUUAAAAGUGGUUUCUUCAAGCUAACUGCAUCUGAGGAUUAAAUUCCAGCUGGUUUCCAAACUUUGCUUCUGAGGUUUAAGCCAUGACUUCUAAGUUAUGAUUUAUUGCUGUGAUAAACAUAGAUCACAUAAAACUGCACUAUUAGGGAAGAUCAAAUCUCUGUCUCUGUCAUUGUCCAGUUGUAGAAAUACAGAAUAGCUUGAGUUGGAAGAGACCUUUGGAGGUCUCUGCUAUAACCCCCUGCUGAGAGCAGGUCCAACUAGAUCACAUUGCCAUGACCUUGUCCAGCUGAUGUUUGAAUGUCUCCAGAGAUAGAAGUCCCAUGACUCUGGUCUCCCUGUUCCACUCUGGCCACCCAUGAGGUAAAACCUUUUUCUUGGCUAUCUAAGAAGAAUUUCAUGUGCAGCUGUAUGUGUUCAUUGGCCUCUUGUCCUGUCACAUCUUCACUCCUCUAUGAAGAACCUAGCUCUGCCUUCUCUGCAUCUUCCAAAUUGGUAGUUGAAGGCACCAGUAAGAUUUUCCCCAUCUUCCUUUUCUUAAGCCUGAACCAACCUGGUUGUCUCAGUCUCUUCUUGUCUAUCACAUGCUUAAUCGCUGCAGAAGGUCCCCAUUUGUCUUGUACUGGGGAGCCCAAAACUCGGUACAGUAAUGUAGAUAUGGUCUGACAAAUGCUGGAUGGAGUGGAAGAACCACUGUUUUCCUUGGCCUGCUAGCUACACUUUUGCAAGUAAAUCCCAGUAACUUGUUUGGUCUCUUGCUGCAAGACAAAUGUAAGUGUAAGAAACGAGUCACAACGUGAACUGGAUUGCGUUAGUAAAUAUACAGCCAUCUUGGCUCUCUCUUCCAAGGAAGAGUGCCAGCUUGGGUCUUGAAGCUUUUUGAACAGGAGGCAACACUGAAGGAUCCCGAUUGCACCUGUGCUUUACCUUAUCAAAUGAUAAGUCAAGUUCCACACUGCACUGAAACUGAGUUUCGAGCCUGAUGCAAAAUAUUUCAGGCUUUUUAGUCCUGCUGCUAAUAAGUUGGACUAGAGCAUUAAGAAUGAACCUCUGAAGGAACAUGACUAGCUUCAUAUUUUUGCCCUUGCUACACACUGAGCUUUUGAGUUUGCAAUGCCAUUCUAUAACAAAUGAUCUGUUGUCCCUUGCCAGCUGGUCUCUCGGGCAGCUCCUAUUUCUGCUCCCCAUCCCAGCUUUUUCCCUCUGUAGUUUCUGUCAACUCCAGAGUCUUUAAUCCAGCUCCUAAUUUAAUGUCAUUGCUUGAAGGUCUGCAUCUGGUGAGAAUCUGUGUUAGGUUGCAGUUAUACAACAGAUUGUUCAGUCAUGUAACUUUGUUUCCUUCUGGGUGAUAAAUUAUGCCAAAGCUGCUAGUACUAUAGCAUACACUACUGUUGUAAAGUGUAGCUUACAAUGGAGCCAGCUGUGCUGCAGAAAACAGUUACACUACAGGGUCAUCUGGAUUGCUGGAACUGAUGGGAUUGGGAAGUGAUGCCGCCUUGCAUUUUGAUCUGCACCGGAUCAGAACAUAGCUGUGACUCCAUGCUGGAGCGGCUCUGCCAGGUGGGUUAUUUGCAGGACAGUCCAUGUGUUUGUGCACACAGGUGUGGAUAUAUGCAUGCAUAAUAAUCAGCAGUGGAAAAUACCUAGCUGUGAUGGUGAGCUUUCUCUGCUAGGGUGUCUUUCAUGAGGCAGUAAUGCAGCAGUGAGCAUUUUACUUUGGCCUGAGCAAGACAUUUUGAAAAAUACUUGUUUUUCUUGGAGCACUAUAUUUAAAUUCCAAAUUUUUAAUCAACUUUUAAGCUUUGUAUUUAUAUGUUCAGAAAAUUCUUUUGAUACCUUUUCAAUUUACCAACACUGAAUUAAAGCCUUUAAGAAUGUAUGGCUGGUCCUCUCCUUAUGUGUCACUUUAAGGUUCGGAGCUUGAGGGUAGUUGUGCCAAGUCUACCCCUUUGCUCUCAAGAUAGAAAAAAACAUUGACAAUUCAAGGGUGGCAGCUAAGGAAGAAACCCUUUAAAUAUUUUUUUCAGAGAAUAUUAAAUUAGAACUGUGUAAACAUAAAAUUUAUAUUUAUUAACAUGUGUGAGAGUGUGUAUGUGUGUGAGUAUAGGUAUAUAAAUGGUCCAUGACUAUUUCUUUCUCUUAAAUGGUACUUUACACAGACUUUUAUACAGUAUAUUGGUAAAUUCCAGCACCAGGCACUGAUUCUGAAAGAACGAUGUACCUAUUUUUGUAACAAAUGUGAGCAGCCAGUAGAAGCAGCUUUACUUCAGUGAUUGCUUUCAAUCCUCUCACAGAGCAGAAGAGCUGACUUGGUACUUGCAUCUUCCUUGUGUAGAAGCCCUGCUUCUGGCUUUGCCAUGCUUUCAGCAACCCCAGUCCGUGCUGCUUUUUCUGGCAAGAAAAUCCCCCAAAUGGCACUAUUGAAAGCUGGAAUCCUUUCUUGUCUCAAAUUAUCUCUAGAUGUGGUAUCAGGGAGUUCUUUACAGGUUCUGCUCUGUAAGUAAUGGGACCUUAUUUCUAACAGGGAAAAUUAAUGAAGGGUCCAUGAUGAUACUGUAAGGUUGAGGAAUUCCUCCCUGUCUGUCUUUCAGGUGGCUAAGCUAACACUGGGGCACUAUAAAAUAGUUUCUCUUCCUCUGUGGUGAGAUUAUUCUCUUUUUAUGAUGCUUCUGUCUCUUCAUGGGGUAUGAGGUGUGUGUGUGUAUCCCUUUAAAAACAAAUGCAUAAAAGUUUUUCUAAUGUUUCCAUUCACAAGGAGUAAGUUUCACCUAACUGGCCAAAUUUCGGUCGUGGUCUAACUCCACAAGGAUCACUAAAUUCACACAAGUGUGUUUUGACCUACUUGGGCAUUUUAAGAAUUAUUCUUAAAAGCAGGUAAUAAUACUUGGCUCCCUAGUCCUAAUUGCUCUUCCAGAAGUAGAAAUUCCUUUCUCUGUAAGGACCCAACUGAAUGCUUCACCACAAUCACUGUCUGGUGAUUUGGCCUUGGUAAUUAAGGGAGGAGAGGAUUGGUGGGAAGAAGAGUAACCAGAAUAGGAGCAGGGAAAGGAAACAGCUUUCCUCCUCAGCAGAAAGCCAGAUUGCCCUAGUAUUUGGUUACUGCUGCUUGUGUGUCGCUGAGUUAAGCAACGCACCUUUACUGUGGUCUAGACCUUUCAGUCCUCCUUCUACUCCACCUCAGCUUCACUUAAAGCAGUCUGAAACAGAGCCUUUCUUAAAGCAAAGGGCAACGUUGAGGAGAAACGUCUGUUAGCUGAAUGAAAAAUUAGAAAUGGAGCAGAAAAAGUGAGAUUUCCUUCUGUUUCACUGCCUUGCUGCUAAAAGUCUGGUGCAGAACGUCCUGAUGUUCUGCUGAUUUAUAUGCUGUUCUUUGGAGAUGGACAGGCUGCUAAAUAGGCAAGUUGUUGCUAGCAAAUGAAUUACUGUAAAUCUAAACUUGUCUUAUGUCUCUCUUUCUCCCCCAAAUGGGCUUGAAGUAGAAGGAACCAGAGUAUUGUUUGUAAGAUCACUAUGCUUUAUGGAAAAGAAAACUGAGAAUAUUUAAAAAAAAAAAUUCAAUAUAUGCUGAUACAGAAAAUGGGAUGGCUUUAAAAUAUAAAAAUCUUACAAGACCAUAUGUUGUCUUGGGUUCUGGACGUGCUGUUUAUAUUGUGAUGAGACUGGCCUUGUCCAGCCUGCCAGGCAGCCUCCGCAUAGCCAAAAAGAGCAUUCAGGAGUCUGUCACUAUCCAAAGGACUGUUAUCCAAAGGACUGUUAAAAGCUGUUUAGGGAUAAAUCAAAAGAUGUAUGUGAGCAGUGGAUGGUAAAGCUGGAAAUUCAGAUCCAGCUCUGAAUAUUUGCUUAAAAAAAAAAAAAAAAAAACCACCUAGAAAAAUCUGAAUCUCCCCCUGUUCCACAGAUAUACAUUCCCACUGAGUCCUUAGGGGAAGGCUUCAGUGAGACAAGGACCUGAAAUACCUCAGUGGCCUGACAGAGGUGUUCUGCUACAGAGAUCUAGGGGAGCCUCACCCCUUUCACAUGGAUUUGGCACUUAAAGAUGGGGACAGAUGAGGGAACUAAAGCCAUGCUUGCAUUUCAGUUCCUGGUGUUGCCUGUAUAAGACAUCUCCAGCCAGAUGUUUUGGUGUUUGUGGGUUUGUUGUUUUUUUUUUACAGCUGAUAUCAAAAGUAUUUUUUGUGAUAUUUUCAUUACCAGUGCUUUCUAAAAAGCAGGUGUGUAUCCCAAGGGGGAAGCUCCAUCUGGGGCAGUGGCUGUGAAGCUCAUCAUCUUUAUCUGGCCGUGUUGCAGCACUGCUCCUGUGAGAUGUUUAACUGCACAGGCAGACCGUGGCUCCCACGAGGGCUGGGAGAGGGUCCUGGUCGUGCUGAGGAGGCUGCUGCUCACCAGAGGAGACGGCAAAUACAAGCAUCCGAGGAGCAGGACCUGCAUUUCCAUAUCAAAUGGGAUACAGUGGGUUUUGUUUUGUUUUGUUUUUUUUAAAUAUGGAGCCAUACAUUUUUUUAAAGUAAUUUGAGAUCCGAAUGUGAUUUCUAAUGUAUCAAGAACGUUAAUAUUUUAAAGCUAUAACAAAGUUUUAAAUUUCUACUAUUUUUUUCAUUUAUUUUAACUGUUCUGUUACCUUAAUUUGAUGUAUGUGGUUGGGGAAUGUUGCUUCUCCUCUUAGCAUUUGUUUCUAUAACCAGAAAUAAAAUUAUAUAUGAAAGAGAAAA